Messenger RNA from Mytilinidion resinicola, 2332 nucleotides. RefSeq lists its product as uncharacterized. The coding region runs from base 34 to 1923 and encodes 629 amino acids. Gene Ontology annotation, molecular function: ubiquitin conjugating enzyme binding; zinc ion binding; ubiquitin protein ligase activity. Gene Ontology annotation, biological process: ubiquitin-dependent protein catabolic process; protein polyubiquitination; positive regulation of proteasomal ubiquitin-dependent protein catabolic process. NCBI's taxonomy places the organism in Eukaryota, Fungi, Ascomycota, Dothideomycetes, Mytilinidiales, Mytilinidiaceae. Gene Ontology annotation, cellular component: ubiquitin ligase complex; cytoplasm. The record is from RefSeq and is a predicted model, not a curated record. The transcript has 3 exons.
GAUCUCCCCCGUGAACGUGAAGCGGCCGCAGAUAUGUCUCUUCCGCCGCCGCCUCCGCCACUGCCAGCUGGGGCUAUUCACCCGCCAGCACCGCUUGCCCAUCCUCCUGCUCCCACUCCGCUUAUGGUCCUGCCUCCAAUCAAGAAGCCAGAGCCUCGUUGCAUAAUCUGCACCGAAGAGCUCGCCGUUGAAAAGCCCGCUGGACCUGCCGUUCGCCCAUGCCGUCUCUGCCACAGCGACUACUGCAAGAGCUGCGUGAAAGGCAUGUUCAUUAAAGCAUGCAAAGACACUACUAGAAUGCCCCCGAAAUGCUGUAUCAUUCUCCAGCUCCACGUCGCGCUCCCCAUGCUCUCUCCCGAUGAAGCCAAACAGUACAGGGAGAAGUAUGAAGAAUGGAGCACGCCAAACCCUAUGUACUGCCCUAUCCCGACGUGUUCUGCUUUCAUUUCGAACCGACUCUUGCCUGUUGCCCGACCCGAAACUACGAAGAAAGGCAAGGCACGGGUUGACUCCGUUAUUGGUACGCCAAAGGAGAUACACGUGUCAUGUCCGAAGUGUACCAAUGACGCCUGUACCAAAUGUCGCCAGCCAGCUCACCCUGGAGCUCCAUGCCAAGUACUCGAUUUCGGCGUCGACAAGGAGACUGCCACAGCUCUCAAGCGAUGGGGCUACAAACAAUGUCCCAAAUGCAGAAAUGGUGUCCGGCGCAUGAUGGGAUGUAACCAUAUGCAAUGUCUGUGUGGUGCCCAAUUCUGCUGGUGGUGUUUAGUGCCCAUGGAUGAGUGCGGAGGCAACUGUUUCGAGCCGGAGGAAGAAGAGAACGAUGACUACGACGCCGACGAAAUCGAAGAGCUGGAGCGUGACCGAGCGACCAAAGCACCUUUGGAGGGUGCGGAUGCGACACCACUCGUACCGCUUGUUGUUGCAGGGACUGUGAAUGGACGGGCUAUUAAUUUGGAUAUCGCCUCGAACGAGUACUGGGAUGCGCGAAACGCAAACUUUGGAUCGGAGCCAGCUGAAGAGCCGCCUGAUCGAGCCUGGCAAUGUGAACAUCGUCUCGAGACUGCGAAGGUCGACUUCGAGCAGCGCCUGAAGGAGGAAUAUCAAAUUUCAAACAUGGAAUGUUCGCGUUGCUGGGCGAACAUCUACCCCGAAAUCACCCUGCCAAAAAAAAUGGGCAACUCUGGGAAGGUACGCAUGGUUGGAGGCUACCGCCGCCCUGAGGAAUCUAGGGCUCGGGUCAGAGAUCGAGGAUCGCGUCGUGAACGCGCGCUCGGUCGAGCCUACACCUUGCUGGGAACAGGACACGGCAAUUCAGGCCUGCAAUGGCAUCCCGAUCGUGUUCUGGGUGAUCUGGUGGCUGGGAAUGCCUCUGAUCCUGCAGAACGGUCGAUGUCUAUUGCCGAAGACUCCGGGUCUACGAGCUUAUAUCCGCCUGUAUCUGCGAACUCUGCUUCGACGACGCUCUCGACAUCAGCUCCACAGAAGACGAACGCGUUUCCAACCGAGUUCACGUUCCGUUCCGAGAUCAAGUAUCCUCCUUUCAGCUUCGCGUACGAGUGCGGAUACUGCGGCAUCCUACUAUGCAAUCCUUGCAAGGAAGCUAUUGAGAAGGAGGCGCAGGAUAAGCUAGAGGCAGAGGCGGCGGCAGAGGAAGAGGAACGAAAGGAACGAAAGGAACGAGAGCUGGCUGCCAGCAAUGCAGCAACAGUGAACUCCGCAGAGGGCAGCUCCACAGACCCACAGGCUGAGACAAAUGGAACGCCAGCCCAGCCCACAACCUCUGAACAAACGACGACACCAUUGGUGCUUAUUCCUUCUGAGGCGACUCCUCAGCAAACAGACAAUCAACGGCAAACCUCCGAGCCAAGUUUGCCCGCCCCCUCGGUUGAACCAACGACUACUAGCCCAGAUCAGUUAUGAGAUGUUGCGGUGAAGGAGCUUAGCGGAAUGGUAUAAGCAGCAGCGGUUCAAAACCGCUACCGGAUCUAGAGGAACGACGAGGACGACCUAUAAAACGGGUUUAUGUACAAUCUAAUGAGUAAGAACGGCUUUCUUCCCCAUGUCUUGUUUCUUUCAUCCACCAUGCCGGCGAGGAGUUGUGGAGUUAUGAUUCCUUACUUCUUUCUAAUUUUAUGAGGUCAUGAAUUUCGGUUACUGGCAGACGAAGGCGUGGUAUCGCUCGCCUUUCUCCUUUCUCUCAAUUACAUUCGGCGCUAGCGUUGGCGUUAUAGGUGCGUCUAUAUUUAGCAUAGCAUGUUUGUAAUUAUGUGACUCUGAGACAGAAGUGCGAAUUAAUUCCGGUUUGGAUUCAAUUCCCUUCGGACGCGAU